Messenger RNA from Sclerotinia sclerotiorum 1980 UF-70, 234 nucleotides. RefSeq lists its product with no specific name. The transcript has 2 exons. The record is from RefSeq and is a predicted model, not a curated record. The coding region runs from base 1 to 234 and encodes 77 amino acids. NCBI's taxonomy places the organism in Eukaryota, Fungi, Ascomycota, Leotiomycetes, Helotiales, Sclerotiniaceae.
AUGACUGAAAAGAAUGUGGUAGAGAUGAGGUGUAAAGGUGUAAAGGUGUAUGAAGACGUGAAGGAAGACCCGUCUUCGCUUGGGUGGUGGGGAGAUGAGGCGAUUAAAUACACUUAUUUGAGCUACCGAAGUCGAUUGUUCGAAAUUCCUUGCAUCGCGGAGAAGAUUUCAUUCAGUUUGUCCGCAGAUAGACUUGCCGAUAGCUGCGAUUUCGAUACACGAGUGAAUGACUGA